UUUGGAUAUUUUUAAUUAUUAAAAAUGUUUUAUAUAGUAUUUACUUCAAUUGAAAAAAAAUCAAGUAAUGUCGUAGCAAAUGUGAUAUGAUAAAUAUACUGUGACUAAAAUAUCGACUGAAAAUCUUUAUCACAAGUUUCUUUCACCGUUUAGGGCUUAUAAUUAAGAUUUUAAUUAAAACUUAAGUGAAAUGGAACCUGAAAAGCCUUUUGCGUGUACGAUUACUGAUUGCGGAAUGACGUUCACCAAUGAAGACCAUCUUCAUGUCCAUACUAAGAAACAUGACAUGGUGUUGCAGCUUGGCUUGGAACAAAAAGCUGCUUUUGUCGCUGAUCAGACUCCAACUCCGACUCGGUUCAUCAGGAAUUGUGAAGAAGUAGGAUUGUUUCAAGAUUUGCAAAAUGUCAAUCCAUUUGAUGAAGGCUUCAAAAGGGCUAUGGAAACAAAGCAUGGUGUGCUGGAGGGUGUCAAUGCUGGCAGCUCAUCAGAUGAUGUGCUGCACACACCGCAUCUGGUGUUUCCCAACGUAGAUUCAGGGGAUUGUGCUCUGUUCAGCACCACAAAUAACCAAAGAAAUAUUACUAUAAGCAGGUCAUCCAGUGAUGAGUCCGGUGCAGUUAAAGAGUAUGAAACUACGACAAUUUCAAAACUGACAAAUGAAGUGACAACCAUUAGCAGAGUAGUUGGUAAACAGGAUCUGUUAGACAGAGUAACCACAACAGAUGAUGUGUCUAUUGUAAGACAUGAAGAGACUGCGAGAAAUAAAGAUGGCUUAAAUGAAACAGUUUCUUACACGAAUAAUAUUAUAAAAAUACACAGCAAUGUUGAAAUUAGAAAAGAUAGCAAUAUAGUUAAUAUUGAAAAUUCUAAAAAUACACAAGUACCUGUAACAAUGAUUUCUUAUUCAGAUUCAGUUAUAAAAGAUGCCACUAAUGUUGUAACAAAUGAUGUAUUACUUACAGACACUAAUAAGCUAAAUGUACCUCAAGGCAAAGUACCACCUAUAAUGAGUCAAAGAUCUUUAGAUUUUGUUGUAGAUAGUCUCACAUCAGAUGCCUGCCAUACUGAAGCAAUUGAUAGAGAAAAAGAACAUCUACUUAAAACACUAAAAAGAAACUAUGAUAAUGCUUUAAAUAAAAAUUAUAACACGCAAGUAGAAAAACCAGAUACAAAUGUUAAAAAUAAUGUAAAUAAUAAAGAUUUGAAAGAUAAUGAUUAUGAAGUAAUCAUAAAACUUCCUAAUGGUAAACAAGUGAGAAUGAAAGCAAUCGAAGAAGAUAUGCAAAAUGAGAAAACAGUAAAAGAAGAUACUAGAGAAAAGUUGAAAAAGGUUUUAACAAACAAAGUCAAAGAUAAACAGGAGACCAGAAUUCCAAAUUUUCAAAGACUGUCAAGUCUACAAAAUACUCAUAUAGUACAAAAUAUACUGCCAUUAACAACAGCCACUCUUAUACCAGUAACUAUUGUAAGCCCACCAAAUACCAUAAUGCAACCAACAUUAUCAAAUGUCUCAUUAGUUCCCAUUGAUACAGUGAAACUCAAAAAAAGUGAUAAUUAUAAGGCAGUUAAAAGAAAAUCAAUAAUAGAUAAUGAAACAAAACAAAGAGACAUAAACAAAAGUGAAGGAAAUAAAUUAGCAAUAAGCAUAAAUUCAACUAAAUCACCAAGAAAACCUAACUUUGAUGAUGAUUGUAUCAUAGUAGACAACAAUAAUAUUGCCCAAACAAGAAGAUGUUCACCUUCACAACAGUAUUUAGAAAAUAGAAGCGCGGCUUCAAAACGAUAUAGGAAACGUUUAAGAGAAACAAUGAAGCAGCAAAGUGAGGAAAACAGAUUAUUAAGAGAGAAAAAUAAAAUACUAACAGCCGAGAAAGCGGAAUUGAAACUCAUAAUAACGGAACAUUUAAGAAAAUGUCCAAUGGCUGACGAUUUGAGAGAUAUUCAAGAGAGACUGAGAAAAGCCACAACUGGUUUGUAGCACAAAAUAAUGUAAGAGAACUGUACUACGCUUAACAAUAAAAUUAUUUCUGUGAUAGAUUUUUGGAAUAAUUAUAAUUUAAAACCUAUAAUAAUUAAAUAUGACUUUAAAUCGAGUCUUAACAAUUAAUCACAAUCAAGAAUUUCCA
Messenger RNA from Papilio machaon (common yellow swallowtail), 2126 nucleotides. RefSeq lists its product as uncharacterized. The record is from RefSeq and is a predicted model, not a curated record. The transcript is spliced from 6 exons. Gene Ontology annotation, biological process: regulation of transcription by RNA polymerase II. Lineage: Eukaryota; Metazoa; Arthropoda; Insecta; Lepidoptera; Papilionidae. The coding region runs from base 191 to 1978 and encodes 595 amino acids. Gene Ontology annotation, molecular function: cAMP response element binding; DNA-binding transcription factor activity, RNA polymerase II-specific.